Messenger RNA from Ailuropoda melanoleuca (giant panda), 8490 nucleotides. It is a transcript of the gene MYOM1, whose product is annotated as myomesin 1. The transcript is spliced from 43 exons. The coding region runs from base 2863 to 7947 and encodes 1694 amino acids. Gene Ontology annotation, molecular function: kinase binding. Gene Ontology annotation, cellular component: M band. Gene Ontology annotation, biological process: sarcomere organization. The record is from RefSeq and is a predicted model, not a curated record. Lineage: Eukaryota; Metazoa; Chordata; Mammalia; Carnivora; Ursidae.
GUAAUGGUUCGAAUGAGUUUCCGUCUUUUUAUACCUCCUGUUACAAUGUAAGCUUUUCUUCCCCCCCUUUCCUGUUCGCAAAUGGGUGAGCCUGUCCCGUAGGUGGACCCCCGCACAUUCCAGGGCACGGCCGGGGGCGGGGCCCAUUCGCCCAAGUCCUUGUAGGGACAUCGCAGCGAGGGCUGCGCGGCCCACGUGACCCGCCCCCGCGGGGCCCCAGGCCGCCCGGCCCAGGCCUCUGGGCGGUCGUGCGCCUGCGCGCGGGACUAGCUCGGGGUCUGGGUCUCUGCCUGUGAGGCGUGUGGGUAGGAGGUUUUAUCUUGGCGUACAGUGCUGUGUUUUGAAGAGUCCAACCCCUUCCACACUGGAGCAAACCUUCGGAAGUCCCCAGGGCCUUAGCCAAACGACCACUAUCUUUUUGGCACAGACGGAUUUCAUGAGGUCACGAAUGAUGAAGACUUCCUCUCUCUUCAAAAACGUUUGCUGGUAUUUUUCCCACCAGAGCCCCGAUUGAUUAACAAGGAAAGACAGGAUCUGACUAGCAAGGAAGACAGGCGACCAGCAAGAGCUAUCAAAAUCUUGCCCCUGCCUCUCACUAUGAUGCAGACUUGUGGCUUGGUGAAAAUAGGAAUAAAAAGUCGGGCUUUUUUUUCCUCAGCUCUCCUUUCCUUGGACAGCUUCAAACAAUGCAUCUUGUUAAAGGAAAGCCCUCCCCAGUUCUGUCCUUAUCGGUCCAAAGUCUGGUGAGGAAGACUUUGGUGCAGGUUACGUCAACUCUCCUGAGCUCAACUACGGAAGGAGUGGAUUGGAUACGGUAACGCUCAGAUCAAACGAGCACUAAUAAGGUUCAUGCCUACUUUGGCUCAUGUGGCCAGAACAGUUUUGACAUUUGGGGUGGCCCCAUGGUCCUUGCCUCUGGCUUGAAUCACCCUGCUGAGAAGGAAGGUAAAAGCUGCUGAGUAAUAUGUUCUAAACAUUCAUAAACUAUAGUUUCAAGGACCUCAGGAGCAUUUAAUCUGUUAGCCGAUAGCAUAUUCCAAAGUUAACAUUGAGGUAAAAUCACUGAAAAAUAAAAAACUGACCCAAUUCUAUAGCGUGAGUGACGUGAAGAUGAUUAGUUUCCUCAACUGCCUUGAUAAUACGAAUCACUUGGGCUGCUGGUUAAAAAUACAAAAUACUGGUGCCUUAUCUCCAACCUAAUGAUUCAGAAUCUUCUAGAGCAAGUCCUUUGAAGCCAUCUAUUUAACUGGGGUCCUAAGUGACUCUUACCAUGUGGGGAUGCAGAACUAGACAGCUUAGGGCCUAAGACUUUUGCAGUGACAGGGCCAACUCCAGAUGGCUUGUGGUGGGGGACCACAGUUUGGUUUUGGAGUUUGACGUGUGCAGCAGUGUGAGCGCCCUGCGGUGUACUCACACCUCUACAGAGUGGUGGCCUGCCACCACUGAGAGCUGGAGCCUUCCAACUACUGUCAUUUUCUUUAACCCGCAAUGAAAUGUGUAGUUUAGUCUUCUCAGCUCAAAAGGAAGCAGCAGCGUUCUUUUGCUUCUAUACUGUCAGAUAAUUUUGUCUUCUUUCUUUCCGCUCAAUCAACAGGUAUUACACAGCAACUGCAUUUCCAAGCAGUGUGGUGCGUAUUGUGGUUUGUGUUACUUGAACUAGGACAUAGUUGCUACCUCUGGGAUAGAGGGAGGGGGAGUAGAAAGGGUUGCAAGGCACAGGGAGUAUCAGGGAACAGUUGUAAAAACAGAUCAUUGCAGUACAAUUAGGUAAGGCCUAUAGAAGGAACACAGAGAAGGAAAUAAACCUGUCUGGGAAUUUGUGGAAGCUGGCCCCUGGAGGUCUAUUAAAGAGCUGAUUCUAAAAGUCAAUGGGGAAGGGCACCUGGCUGGUUCAGUCGCCAGUACAUGUGACUCUUGAUCUGAGGUUAUAAGUUCCAGCUCCACAUUGGGCAUAGAGCUAACUUCAAAACUAAAAAUAAAAAGUUAGAAAAAAGUCAGUGGGAAAGGAGAGUAGAGAUUCCAAACAAAUGGAGGAGCAUGCUUGAUUGUCUGAAGGUGAUCAGAGGAAUUGGCUGAUUGAAGAUGAACAGGAAUUGAGUUGUCAGUGUCCAUUCAUUCAUUUAUUCAUUUCAUAAGUAACUCUGGGUAUACUAAGGUUAGCAAGCCAGUGUAGAAGAUAAAAAUCUUGAUAAAAUGUUUUUCAAAUUUCCAUCUAAUGUAUUGAUAUCUAGUUUUAAUGAUUGGAUGCACUGCCAAAGACUGAUGACUUCAUGAUGUCUCUGUUCUUCUGAACCACACCGGAGAUCUUUGCCCUUAGUCUCUGCAGCCACAGAGUGAUCCUUCUAAAAUAGAGAUUAGAUCAUGUCAUUGUUCUGCUCAACACCGUCCAAUGAUGUCUCACUUCGGAGUGAAAGCCAAAUGCCUGUAAGCCCCCAAAACAUCAGACUUGGGGAACUUUCACCAAUUGCUCAACCAUAUUGAUCAGACUGUUUCUUGAAAAAGGUUGAAUGCACACUCCGAAUAUGAAACAGGAAAAAUAAAUCUGUACCAAGUCAUGUCCCAGUGAAACUUCAAAACAUCAAGAGUAAAAGGAGAAUAGUACAAACUUCCAGAGAGAAAAGAGACUGGCUGCAAUAGAAACAACAGUUAAUCCAGCAGCGUGCUUUCCUCCAGCAAAAUACAUGCUGAAGGAAAAGAGACUCUAUUGUGUCUUGAGGACUUUCCAGUAGGGGUUAAUUCCACGGAAAUUAGUGCCUUGGGGCAAUAUCUGUUUUGCAGCCACCUCUCCACAACCACAUCGGAGCGUUUCCACCACCAUCACUCCUUUGAACACGGGUCUCCUGGUUCUCUCCAGGGCACACCAUGUCUCUGUCCUAUUAUCAGAAGCUCCACCAACACUAUGACAGCAGUUACCGAAACAGGGACCUUCGCACCACCAUGAGCCAGUAUCAGCAGGAGAAGAAAAGUUCUGCCAUCUACACCCACGGCUCAGCAGCCUACAGCAGCCGCUCCUCUGCUGCUCACCGCCAGGAAUCCGAGGCCUUCAGCCAGGCGUCCACUGCCUCGUACCAGCAGCAGGCCUCCCGGGCCACUGAAUCCACCCAUGCAUUCGCAGCCAGUCGGAAGACAGCCUCAGCCUACGAUUAUGGCUACUCCCACGGACUUACAGAUUCCAGUCUGAUGUUAGAAGAUUAUUCAUCCAAGUUGAGCCCCCAAGCAAAGAGAGCCAAGAAGAGCCUUGUCUCCGGGGAGGAGAAGGAAAAUCUACCGAGUGACUAUGUAGUGCCCAUUUUCUCAGGACGCCAAGUGCAUGUCAGUGGAAUUACAGAUACGGAAGAAGAAAGAAUUAAAGAAGCUGCUGCUUACAUAGCCCAGAGGAAUCUUCUUGCUAGUGAAGAGGGAAUCACAGCAUCCAAACAGUCCGCUGUAUCCAAACAGUCCGCUGUAUCCAAGCAGUCUGCUGUAUCCAAACAGUCCGCUGUAUCCAAACAGUCUGCUGUAUCCAAGCAAUCUGCUGUAUCCAAGCAAUCUGCUGUAUCCAAACAGUCCUCAGCAUCCAAACAGUCUACAUCCACUCUUCACCAGGAGGAAGCUUUUGAGAAGAAGUCAAGGAAAGUAGCAAUUCGAGAGAAGGCCGAACGCCUGUCGCUGACAAAAACAUUAGAAGAAACCGAGGCAUUUCAUAGAAAGUUGAAUGAAGAUCAUCUUCUCCAUGCUCCUGAAUUUGUUAUUAAACCUCGUUCCCACACUGUUUGGGAGAAAGAAAAUGUAAAAUUACAUUGCUCUGUAUCCGGCUGGCCAGAACCUCGUGUCACAUGGUAUAAAAACCAGGUGCCAAUCAACAUCCACGCAAACCCUGGAAAAUACAUCAUUGAGAGUCGAUAUGGAAUGCACACUCUGGAGAUCAAUGCGUGUGAUUUUGAAGACACUGCUCAGUACCGGGCCUCAGCGAUGAACGUUAAAGGGGAGCUUUCAGCAUAUGCUUCAGUCGUGGUAAAGAGAUAUAAGGGAGAGUUUGAUGAGACUCGCUUCCAUGCUGGGGUUUCCACCCUGCCCCUCAGCUUUGCUGUGACCCCUUAUGGCUAUGCAUCCAAGUUUGAGAUCCACUUUGAUGACAAGUUUGAUGUGUCUUUUGGAAGAGAAGGCGAGACAAUGAGUCUAGGCUGCCGUGUAGUUAUCACUCCUGAAAUUAAGCAUUUCCAGCCAGAGAUCCAGUGGUAUCGGAAUGGAGCACCUGUUUCUCCAUCCAAAUGGGUGCAAACACUUUGGAGCGGAGAUCGAGCAACGCUGACAUUUUCACAUCUCAACAAAGAAGAUGAAGGCCUUUACACAAUCCGUGUACGAAUGGGAGAAUAUUAUGAACAAUAUAGCGCUUAUGUCUUUGUUCGAGACGCUGAUGCAGAGAUUGAAGGAGCUCCAGCCUCUCCCUUGGACGUGGUGUGCUUGGAUGCCAACAAAGAUUAUAUCAUCAUCUCUUGGAAACAGCCAGCUGUGGAUGGAGGGAGUCCUAUUCUGGGCUAUUUUAUUGAUAAGUGUGAGGUGGGCACAGAUAGCUGGUCUCAGUGCAAUGAUACACCUGUGAAGUUUGCCCGUUUUCCAGUCACUGGGUUGAUAGAAGGUCGUUCUUACAUAUUCCGAGUUCGAGCUGUGAAUAAAAAUGGAAUAGGUCUACCAUCUAGAGUUUCUGAGCCUGUGGCUGCUCUGGAUCCAGCUGAGAAAGCUAGACUUAAAAGUCGCCCUUCACCACCCUGGACUGGACAGAUCAUUGUUACUGAAGAGGAACCUACAGAGGGUAUUGUUCCCGGGCCCCCCACAGACCUCUGUGUCACAGAGGCCACCCGGAGCUAUGUGGUGCUAAGUUGGAAGCCCCCUGGCCAGCGUGGACAUGAGGGCAUUCUGUACUUUGUGGAAAAGUGUGAUGCAGGAACAGAAAACUGGCAGCGCGUGAACACAGAGCUCCCUGUGAAGUCUCCCCGUUUUGCUCUGUUCGACUUGGCUGAAGGGAAAUCCUACCGUUUCCGCGUCCGCUGUUCUAACUCAGCAGGAGUUGGUGAGCCCUCAGAGGCAACGGAAGUGACUGUGGUAGGGGACAAACUUGAUAUCCCCAAGCCCCCAGGCAAAAUCAUCCCAAGCAGAAAUACAGACACAUCAGUGAUAGUUUCGUGGGAGGAAUCCAAAGAUGCUAAGGAGCUGGUCGGGUACUACAUAGAGGCAAGCGUUGUUGGCUCUGGCAAGUGGGAACCCUGCAACAACAACCCUGUGAAGGGCCCACGAUUUACUUGCCAUGGAUUGGUGACUGGUCAGAGUUAUAUCUUCCGGGUCAGAGCAGUGAAUGCAGCUGGACUUAGUGAAUAUUCACAGGAUUCAGAAGCGAUUGAAGUAAAAGCUGCUAUUGGGGGAGGAGUGUCUCCAGAUGUGUGGCCUGAACUGAAUGAUACACCUGGUGGACUAACAGACUCCAGUGGAGGCAUGCAUGAAGCCUCCCAGCCAACCUUUAAGAAAGAUGCUUUGCUUGGUAGCAAACUUAACAAACCUUCACUACCCAGUAGCGCUCACAACCUGGGCCAAACAGAAGUGAGUAAAGUAAGUGAAACAGUUCAGGAAGAGCUUACUCCAUCACCAAAGAAGGCAGAUCUUAAGGGGAAAAGUAAGUCUGACCCUCUGAAAAAGAAGAAGGACAUAGCGGCACCAUCUCCACCCUGUGAUAUCACUUGUCUUGAAAGUUUUCGUGACUCAAUGGUUCUUGGAUGGAAGCAGCCGGAUAAGACUGGAGGGGCUGAAAUUACUGGCUAUUAUGUGAACUAUCGCGAGGUAAUUGACGGAGUACCAGGAAGAUGGAGAGAAGCUAACAUCAAAGCUGUCAGUGAUGAGGCAUAUAAGAUUAGCAACUUGAAGGAAAACAUGGUAUAUCAGUUUCAAGUGGCAGCCAUGAACAUCGCUGGGUUGGGAGAGCCUUCAGCAGUAAGUCAAUGCUUCAAAUGUGAAGAGUGGACCAUUGCUGUUCCAGGACCCCCACACAAUGUCAAAUAUAGUGAAGUCAGGAAAACCUCCUUGGUUCUGCAGUGGAAGCCUCCGAUCCACUCUGGAAGGACUCCAGUCACUGGUUACUUUGUGGACUUGAAGGAGGCCCAUGCCAAAGAUGACCAAUGGCGAGGACUCAAUAAAGCAGCUAUUAAAAACACGUACCUGAGGGUACAAGGCCUCAAGGAGGGCGUCAGCUACGUGCUCCGUGUCCGAGCCGUCAACCAGGCGGGUGUUGGCAAGCCAUCAGACCUUGCUGGGCCAGUUGUGGCAGAAACCCGUCCAGGAACCAAAGAGGUUGUUGUAAACGUGGAUGAUGAUGGAGUAAUUUCAUUGAACUUUGAGUGUGAUCAGAUGGCUCCAAAUUCUCAGUUCAACUGGUCCAAAGAUUAUGUAUCCACUGAGGACUCUCCACGAUUAGAGGUUGAAAGCAAAGGCAACAAGACAAAAAUGACCUUCAAGGACCUGGGGACGGAAGACUUGGGCAUUUACUCCUGCGAUGUAACAGACACUGAUGGAAUAGGGUCAAGCUACUUGAUUGAUGAGGAAGAGCUGAAACGUUUACUAGCUCUCAGCCAAGAACACAAGUUCCCAACUGUUCCAAUUAAGUCAGAGUUGGCAGUUGAAAUUUUGGAGAAAGGCCAGGUCCGGUUUUGGAUGCAGGCUGAGAAGCUGUCUGGCAACACCAAAGUCAGCUACAUAUUUAACGACAAGGAGAUUUUUGAAGGGCCGAAAUAUAAGAUGCAUAUUGACCGAAACACUGGCAUAAUUGAAAUGUUCAUGGAAAAGCUACAGGAUGAGGACGAGGGAACAUAUACUUUCCAGCUUCAAGAUGGAAAAGCAACUGGCCAUUCUACUCUUGUUCUCAUUGGAGAUGUUUAUAAAAAGCUCCAGAAAGAAGCCGAAUUCCAGCGGCAAGAAUGGAUCAGGAAACAAGGUCCUCAUUUUGCUGAGUAUUUGAGCUGGGAAGUGACUGGUGAAUGUAAUGUGCUAUUGAAAUGCAAGGUAGCAAAUAUUAAGAAGGAGACUCAUAUUGUGUGGUACAAAGAUGAGAGAGAGAUAUCAGUGGAUGAAAAGCAUGACUUUAAGGAUGGUAUAUGUACUCUGCUUAUAACAGAGUUUUCCAAGAAAGAUGCUGGGAUUUAUGAAGUUAUCCUGAAAGACGACAGAGGAAAAGAUAAGAGCAGAUUGAAGCUUGUGGAUGAAGCCUUUAAAGAACUGAUGACUGAAGUAUGUAAAAGAAUAGCUUUGUCUGCUACAGACCUGAAAAUCCAGAGCACAGCUGAGGGCAUCCGGCUAUACUCUUCUGUUACUUACUACCUGGACGAUCUGAAAGUUAACUGGUCCCACAACGGGACUCCUGUUAAGUACACAGACAGAGUUAAGAGUGGGGUCACCGGGGAGCAGAUCUGGCUGCAAAUCAAUGAGCCCACUCCGAAUGACAAAGGGAAAUAUGUAAUGGAGCUCUUUGAUGGCAAAACUGGACACCAGAAGACAGUGGAUCUUUCUGGACAAGCAUAUGACGAAGCCUUUGCUGAAUUCCAGAGAUUAAAACAAGCUGCCAUUGCUGAGAAAAAUCGCGCCCGAGUGGUGGGUGGUCUCCCCGAUGUGGUCACCAUCCAGGAAGGCAAGGCACUUAAUCUCACCUGCAUCGUGUGGGGUGACCCGACUCCAGAGGUUUCCUGGUUAAAGAACGAGAAGCCGCUGGUCCCAGAUGACCACUGUAGUGUCAAGUUCGAGGCCGGCAAGACUGCCUACUUCACUGUCAGUGGGGUGAGCACCGCCGACUCGGGCAAAUAUGGGCUGGUUGUGAAGAACAAGUAUGGCUCAGAGAUAAGCGACUUCACUAUCAGUGUGUUCAUCCCGGAGGAGGAGGCAAGGAAGGCCACUGAGCAGGCCCGGAAAGGCAACAAGAAAGCCAAGUGACCAGCGACCGCCAGAAGGCUACGCGAGGGGAGCUGUGCUGAGCUGCCUUGUAUAACUUGUGUGUGAAUGGCUUGGGUUAAGUGUAAGGAAGUCUUCCUGCUUUCUACUCCCUAUUUUUGUGCUGGCUUGGGACAAAAUUAUAAAAUCUCUAAUUCAUGUAAAAAAGCAUCAGCUAACAAUGUUUUAAUAGUUUUUCUUUAUCUACAAAUUCUGUGUUAAGAAAAUGCCACUGAUAGCACAAAUAUUAGGAAACCAUUUUAAGGAAAAGAUCAGAAUAAAGUCAGAGGGACGUUGAGUGAUGGUCAGAGAGCAGAAGAAUGUGUUGUGGAGCAGUGUUUGGACUUGGCUAGACUUUUCCCAGGAAAUUCUCAUGGGUUGCGAUCAUACUUCAGCAUCCUGUCAAGACGGGGACGAAUUGUUAAGCCGGCCGGUAUGUUUUGUGUGUUGUUAAUGAUAGUGAUGUGCAUUUCUAUUGGUGGUCUUGUGAUCUGGAGCCUCCUCAGUAUUAAUAAACAGCCCUCACACCUCUCCUCUUUCCCGUCA